Messenger RNA from Anopheles merus, 2461 nucleotides. RefSeq lists its product as uncharacterized. Bases 196 to 840 code for a protein of 214 amino acids. The record is from RefSeq and is a predicted model, not a curated record. The transcript is spliced from 4 exons. NCBI's taxonomy places the organism in Eukaryota, Metazoa, Arthropoda, Insecta, Diptera, Culicidae.
GAACCGUGAUCAUUUGAGUGUUUGGAGCUGUUAGAGUCACUUGCAUCUGCGCAGUGUAGCGUCGCAGACACGGCUGCCAUAGUACACCGCCCGAUCGACGCAACCAUCGCCACCACGAGCCCCCAGGAAAGCCUCCGGAACAGAGAUCAGCAAUCAAUCCAGCCGUACAGCAGCCACCAACAGCAGCUGAUCGCGAUGAAGCCGUUUCACAGCUGGAGCAGCGCGGUGACGAUCCUCACCCUCGCCCUGUGCGCCGGUGUGGCGCUCGCCGCCCCGAACGUGCGCGUCAAGCGCGGCGACGAGGUGGAAGUCAUCGCAGACGCCGAAUCCGCCGUCAACCCGCUAGCGUCCCAGGAUGCGGUAGCCAUCGGCGACGACCUUGACCGUGACAAGCGCAAAGUUCCCGACCCGAAGUACGAGACCAAGAACGCCAUCCUAGGAUUCGUGUUUGGAAAAAUCAACUCGUUCAUCGACGCGAAGACGCGCUUCAUUGACAAGCUGGACCACGCGAACAUUGAGAAGAACAAGCAGCACCACAUCGAGCCGCCGAAGCCGGUGCCCGACUUCCAGUCGCUGAUCUCGUCCGUCAUCACGCCGAAGGUGCAGUUCAUCACCUCCAAGAUCGGUUCGCUCAGCGGCAGCUUCCUGGGCGGCUCGUCCGGCGGCCACGGCGGCGACGACGACCAUCACGGCAACGGCGGUGGUGGCGGUGCGCCCCAGCUCGGCAACAUCGUCUCGUCGCUGCUGAAGCUGUCCGGGCCGAUCCUGUCCGGUUCGUCCGGCUCGCAGCACGGUGGCUCCAACACGGUUUCGCUAGGCGAUCACGACGAUGACGAGUAGGCGGCCCGCCGCUGCGCCCAGGAGCUCCACCGGUCUGUGAGGAAGUGUCCCGGCCAGGCCCUGUCGUGUUGCGUGACCGCUACGGUGGCCACGACGCGACGCGAUAACGGGCUGGGCGUCCCGAUUAAAACACGCAAUUAUUUCAAACGGGGCAACCGCGGCUCUUGCGAACACAUGCUGUUCAGAUAUUCGCAGACACACAUUCAUUCAUCCCCUUGAUUGCUCAUUCAUUCACAAACACACAUAUACACACACAUAUACACAUACGUUGAACGUAACGUACGUUAGGAUAUCGGAAUUGAUGCUUUUAUUUAAUUUGAUCGCCAAAUGCAACAGGAACGGCUGUUGUUGUUUUGUUUUGUUUGUUAGCAAAGCCGGCAUGAAGCUUAGCAAAAGGAGUCAAGAAGAGGAGAUAAAAAAAAUCUAAGAGGGAUCAGAAAAGGGAUUUAAAAACAUAUUUCAGCAUUCUUCACACUUCUACUCACAUCUGUCGUCUUUCUAUCGACUUUCUUUAACACUGUCUAUGAAUUCUCUCUCUCUUUUACUACUCUGUUCUUUCGCCACUAACACAACAGCUUUCACUGUCUUCGUUCUAUCCACUUGUUGACAUUAGUUAUUCGUGGUUAUUAGUUUUUAUAGCCUGGUUAUUAUUCAAAGUUAUUCAAAUUCUACUGACUUUGCUACUGAGAUACAGGAAGAGAGAAAAAGAGCUUAAAACAUCAACAGUAACAAGGGAAUUAAUUGUAGUUUGAGGUUAGGAACAUGCGCAUCAUCCUCCCAUAGGUAAAGCCCAGAUCCAGUGCUGUGCAUAAGUAUAGCAUAACAGUGAUGUGUCCGGAAAAUAAUUAAAGUUUUUUUUUUAAGAUAAGCCCAUAAUAUUUACAUUUGCAAAGCAAGCUUUUGCAGCUCAUCAAGCCACACACACACAUACACACAUGCGCAAUAUAUACAUGCAGGAAUCAUUUUUCAUCCCGUUUGUUUGAGCUUAAGAUGGUAAGGCGUCUUUUUACUGGCGCAACGAAAAGUGUCAUUUGAGCCAAUCACUGGCGUAAGCACUGGAAAUCGCAAUUGUGCAGUUGUUGUAUUUUUCGUUUUUUUGUUGUAAUCGGUUCCUUCAAAACAGUUCCUUCCCUUCUACUGCCGACGAAGAGAGUGCUGCUGUAGGUAGAUUAAAUGCGGCUUUUGAUUCGUAGGGCAGUAGCGUCCAAACACACUAAAUGCUCGUUCCCAACGUAAGGUUCGUCGCUUGUGGGGCACAAUGGGUGAAAGAGCGCUUGUAUUUCUUACUCUCUAUUUAAAACGAUUGGUUGUGGUAGGGUUUCUAGGCAAGCAAACGAAAAUGAACAAAAAAAAACAAAAGUAAGAUGCAAGAGAAUGAAGCAAGAAGGAGCAAGCAAUAGCUAAACACAAAACACGUGCAACUAGUACGCUAGCGAAAAAUAGAACUACCAACGAAUCUUCGAGGCACAGUGCAGAAGAACUCCAGCUCAGUCAGUCACCAUUUUACAAAAAAAAAAAAAACAACAUCGUAAGUAACCAUACGUACGGGCUCUAGUAUGUCUCAUUUUCUUCUAUGUGUAAAUAAUGGAUUAAUAAAAUGCAAAUCUUAUUCACAAAUCUA